CGUCAGCUCGGGCGGCGGCGGGGCAGUGUCGGAACCAUGUCUGGGCGCGGGAAGCAGGGCGGGAAGGCGCGGGCCAAGGCCAAGUCGCGCUCGUCGCGGGCCGGGCUGCAGUUCCCCGUGGGCCGCGUGCACCGGCUGCUGCGCAAGGGCAACUACGCGGAGCGGGUGGGCGCCGGCGCCCCGGUGUACCUGGCGGCCGUGCUGGAGUACCUGACGGCCGAGAUCCUGGAGCUGGCGGGCAACGCGGCCCGCGACAACAAGAAGACGCGCAUCAUCCCCCGCCACCUGCAGCUGGCCAUCCGCAACGACGAGGAGCUCAACAAGCUGCUGGGCAAGGUCACCAUCGCGCAGGGCGGGGUGCUGCCCAACAUCCAGGCCGUGCUGCUGCCCAAGAAGACCGACAGCCACAAGGCUAAAAGCAAGUAAAAACCUGGGGACAAACAACCCAAAGGCUCUUUUCAGAGCCACCCACGUUUUCCCUGAAAGAGCUUUAACACAGUUGCAUGUCUCGGUGUUUAACAGGCUUGAAAAUUAACUUCAGACAUAAACAAAAUGUAAAUAGAAACCUUUUUAAGAAUACAGUUAUAAGAGUUUGCACUAAAUAAAAAGGUUAAUCUCUGGAAUA
This is a messenger RNA of Oxyura jamaicensis (ruddy duck), 625 nucleotides long. RefSeq names its product histone H2A. Lineage: Eukaryota; Metazoa; Chordata; Aves; Anseriformes; Anatidae. Bases 37 to 426 code for a protein of 129 amino acids. The transcript has 3 exons. Gene Ontology annotation, molecular function: protein heterodimerization activity; DNA binding; structural constituent of chromatin. The record is from RefSeq and is a predicted model, not a curated record. Gene Ontology annotation, cellular component: nucleosome.